CUAACUUGCAAUUGUAGAAAAGAAAGGAAAACCUAAAAGUAACUAUUUUCCUUUCACUCUCUCUCCCGGCUCCAACGACUCUGUCUACUUCCACUCCUUUUCAGCAGCCCAGUGGCGCUGCCGGCUCUUUCCCGUACAGAGCUCCCGCUGCGGUCCUCCUCCUUCAACUCGUGCCGUUGUUGCCGCUUUCUUCCACUCAUUCCGCAUUAGCCUCCUUUGUAUACGUACUUCAAUAUGGUGUGUGUGAGAUAUUAGUCGUUUUCAAUUUUCUCCCAGAACACAUUCAAAUUUAUAUCUUAUGGAUGCAAGAAAUGCAAACCUUGAAGCUAAACUCAAAGAGUUACUAUUUAAAAUCAACUCUUUGGAGGUUAAGAUAUGCUCAGAUGCUACAAAAGAGUUCAUAAAGUUAUUAACAGGGGAUAAUGGAUGUAAGCUGCUCAAUUUAUAUGCAAAAACUUCCCCCAAGUGUUCAGAGCUUUUGGAUGCUUGGAAGCUUCAGCGGGGGAAGGCUGGAAUGCCAUAUAUAUUUUCAUUAGUUUCUGCUAUUCUGAGUCACCCUGAUGGAAUUUACCGUGUUAAUGACUUGGAGAGAUUAUCAACUAGUCGUGUUCUUGACAUGUUAGCUCGAUCACUUGUUGAAGAAUGCUUGGGAGACAUUAAUAGUGAAUUAGGCUCCCAAGAGGUAAAGCGCCAAAAUGCAGCUUUAUUGUUGAUGUCUUCAAUUGUUCGACGUGGUUCACGUUUGGCUUCUCAAGUUGCAAAGAAUUUUGAUUUUAAACUUCGUGCAUUUUCCAAGUUGACUGAGUUUAGACAAAAGCCAAGUCAGAAAAGAUCAAAACAUUCGUCAAGAAAGUUGUUUGUUGGGUUUGCUAUGUCAUUUUUGGAGGUGGGGAAGCCUGAAUUGUUGAGGUGGGUCUUGCAGCAAAGGGAAGUGUAUGCUGGUGUGCUUCGUGGGCUUGCAAAUGAUGAUGAAGAGACUAUUACGUAUGUUUUAUCAACAUUGAGGGACAAGGUCCUUGUUGAUGAAUCAUUGGUACCUCCAGGUCUUCGAAGUGUGCUCUUUGGAAGUGUUACUUUGGAGCAACUGGCCACCAUAUGUGAAAGAGAGAAUGGCGGUCUUGCUGCAGAGACGGCAUACCAGGUUUUAACUAUGGUUUGUACUGAUCCUUGCAAUGGGUUGAUGCCAAGUCUGAAAAGAUGCCCAAAUCCUUUAAAAGGUAAUCCUAAACGACUACUUGAUCUCAUGAAGAAGUUGAAAGCAACUGGAGUUAUUUAUCAUAGAGACUUGCUUUUGGCAAUUAUUAGGGGGCAGCCAGCUUUCUGUUCAACAUACUUGGAGGAAUUUCCUUACAACCUUGAAGACUUUUUAUCAUCUAACUGGUUUUCUGUUGUUUCUUUGAUAGUUAAGUUGGUUUCUUCUGUGAGCAGUGGCUUGUCCACUGAAUCUAUUGUUUCUCAAUCAGAUGAUACUACUUUGUUCGACAGUACUUAUUUAAAAAGCAUUUUGAGGUGCCUCUCUUCUCGACCAUUUAAUCGAUCAACAAUCAACAAAGGAUUGCUUCACUCGAAUAUUCUUGUAAAACAUGGAACUCUACGACUUCUACUUGAAGCAUUGAAGUUGGUUGACUCUUUGUUUGUUGUUUUAAACAAAGCAUCAUCCAUCAAUACGGAAAAGAUGUUGUAUUGGUUGUCUCUCAAGCAGGAAUUGGAGAAUGAAGUUCAAAUUUUGCUCCCUGAUCCACAAGUGCUACUGACUCUCCUUUCUUCAUUGGCUAGCCAAUCUAGAGUUCAAGGAGUUAAUUUGAAAAGAACCUCUGGUCUGGAACGUAGCUUCCAUGGUGUUAAAAAACUAAAAACAACUUCACCAGAUCGUGAUACUGAUAUCAUUGUUAUUGGUGUCGUGUCAAAUCCAGAUAUCGAUGAAAAAAUGGGGGAUAUUUGUACGGUAGAGACAUCCGAACCGGAAAGGGAACUCAUGAUUUCUGUAGCCGAACUAUGGGAUUUGGAUCCAUUGUCUGCUCUGGUUGAAGUAAAGGAUGCAGAGAUGUACUUCGUUUCAAAGCUAUUGAACGGUCUUACAAUCUAUCACCGAAGAUUGCCACAUACAUUGGAGGGAUCAUUUGAAUUUUUCAUCAAUCUUCUUGGAAAUCCUUUAUUGUUGCCCACUAUUCUGCAACAUUCUUUGUUAUCAUUGCUAAUUGAAUAUAUUCCAUCAUCAUCAGUGAGGUCAACACAUUUUAGAACUCCACCGGGGAUGUACAAGCAUUUGCAACCGUUUAUUACCUUGUUCAUACGUUCACCAGACAACGGCAUAAGGGAUAAGGCAUAUUAUCUGGCCCAAGCUUCUAUUCUAAGUACUGGUGCACUUGACCAAAAUGUUUAUGAAGGUGGAUCAUGGUUCUUAUUUUUAUCGAACUAUGAUCGAGAAACAUCAUUUAUGGAACUUGGGAAAGAGAGUUCAGAGAAUUUAAUUUAUACAGUAAUUUCAUUUUUAUGUGAUGCCAUUUCCACAGUAGGAAAUAACUUAUUCAAAUAUUGGGGUAUUGUGAAGAGUUACACCGACCAGUUAAAAGGUGCUAAAGAUGUCUCACCUAAUUUCAGCCCAAUCGUCAUAUGUGUUCUGCAGAAGUGUCUAAGAUUGCUCAAUUCUGAUUCUGUAACCUUCACCCAACUUGACAAAGCCGCUAUAUCUAAUUAUGUGAGCAGUACGCUAAAGUAUCUCCUGCAGACUCAGGUUGAUGCUCAAUUACUGGCCUCAGCGAUUGAAUCUAUCUUGUCUAAGAGAUUUGACGACCAUGGUCCUUUAGAUGUGGAAUCUGGAAGUUCAAACUGUGAGUGGAGACCAUUGAAAAAUCUAUUACUCUUCUCCCGCAGAAUUUCUACUAUGCCUAGGGAAGAUGUUUUUGCUGAUCAUUGUCACUUAAUGAACGACGAAGAAAAAAAUUGUAACAUGGAGUUUGAUAAAAUUGAAGCAUCGUCCCUUGGAUUUUCCACCUUCUUGAAGAAAACUCCAUUUCAUGUAUUAUUUCCUGCAAUUAUGUGCACUCAUCAUUCCAAUUCUCUCGUACUCCUGAAGAUACAAGAUUUCCUUCUGCUAAAACUAAGUGAGUUGACAUUUGAUCAUCUUCUAUUGCCUUAUUUACAGCUAGUCCUAUUUUGGAUGUAUCAAAUACGGAUCUCUUAUAGAUUUAAGCCUUUAGUUGAACUUGAGAAGCUUUCCCAAAUUUGCAUUGUACUUGUUCAGAACAUCUUAGCUAAGUUGCUAGCUACAAGAACUCAAUCUGUUGCUGUAGGAGAUUACAAGGGCUCUCUGUUAAGGCUAGAGGUUCAAGAUGUAGCAGAAACCAUCUUCUCUCAUCCUGCUGUAAUAUCAUCUUUGUCCUGCUCCCUAAACUGUCCUGGGAACUUGGUGUUCGAUGCUAUUGAUUUAAAUUUGGAAUCUUUGGUUCAGUUGUCUCGGAAGAGUGUUAAUAUAUUAGAUCAUCACAUUGUCAACUUAUUGACCACUUCUUGUGAGUAUCUCAUAACCUCAUGUGAUGACCAAGAUUCGACAUUCAGAGGGGUAGUGGAGACUUUUAAUGUCUUCAUACAGAGGCUAUUAUCUGAGUUCAGGGACCGAUUUGAUAUCUUUACUGAGACAAUGGACCCAAUACCGCUUCUCCCCCUGUUUUUUGCUUUACACUCUUUAAAUCAUUUUAUAUUUCCUUUUGAUCUUCUUGAAUUAGUGAUUUGGAUAUUAAAGAGAGUAAAUACCAAUGGCUUUGUCGUACAGAAAUCUGAAAUGACCCAGAUUCAUGGUCUAUCAUUUGGAUUCGGUAUUGCUGUCAUUGCUUUUAAAGAUGUUACAGGCUAUUUGCAGUUACCAUUAUCUAAAAGAUUACCGUACCAUUUACUCAGGAAAAUGGAUGAGAAGGAUGUAUGUAACAUCAUUGAUGAAAUUUACACUAAAACAAAUGUAUUUGCAGUACAUUACAAAUCAGAGUUUGCAGAUGCAUGCUUGCUUGAAGUGGUUAAGGCUAUUUGUGCUAAGAAAUCCAUGCUAUGUGAAUACUUUGAUCAAAUACAUUUAGCAACGUUCAGAUCUAUUAUGAACAUGCCUAGUGAGUUGAUUUCUUAUUGCUUCGAUAGGACCAACAAGGAAAAAGCUAAACUGUUGUUUUUUCUUACUGAGGCUAGCUCCUUGCAUUUGUCAAUCUUUGGGCACUCCAUUGUGGAUAUUAUGGACAGGCAUUCUCGUCACAUGGACAAUGAGAUGGAAGACAAACUUUUGAUUCUUCUGCCCAGUUCUUUGACAUACUUGAAUUCAGUUGUUGCGAAGUUUGGAAAGAAAUGCUGUUAUAAUUCCAAAGUCAUAUCUUCAGCAUAUUCAAGAAUUCUUUUUCGUAAAUGGAAGAUCUUUGUGACUAAUAGUACUUUCGACGAAGAAUUUGGUGAUUUAAUUCCAUCAACUACUCGAGAUUUUAUUGAUCUUGUUAAUAACAGUCUUCUUGGAAAAGCAGUGGGUAUGCUAAGGCACUGCUUUGCACUUAAUGGAGAUCUGGUGACAGUGAAGAUGCGAUUGAAAGUUUUUAAUUACAUUUUCCCAGCUUCUUGUUCAACUGAUGAAGUUUUAGGAUUUGAGGUUGAUGAACUUGACUCUUAUUCACCAAACCAGGUAUUCAAUUUUCUCAGCAAGGUUGUUUCGAAGAUAUCAUUUUGUAGGGUGUUGUUAUUUCCAGAAGGCUGCGGCAUUCAAUCUUUUUCAGGAGAAGACGAGUCAACAGAACAAUCUUCAGCAAGAAGGUCAAAUAAUGAAGAAUCCUCAAGAUUGCAGUACUUGAAUACUUUGGUGGGCAUCUGGCAGUGGAUAGUGAAAAGAUUUGCUUUUAUCUCUGAUAUUUAUGAGAAAGAAAUGGGCAAAUCAAGGUUAUUCAGAUACUUGGAGCUUUUCUUACUGAACAAUAUUCUUGAACUCAGCACAGAAAUGCAUGGUGCGCUUGUCAAACAACCAUCCAUUCCCUUCCUAGAGCAAUUGAUGAGAUUUUCCCUCUUGUAUAGGUUCGAGGAUCCAACAACAGUAAACAUUCUUUACAGCAUUCUAGAUUUGUUAUCUGAUGGCAAGUUCGCAGUAGAUGCAUAUUUGCAGCUGCUUCUUGCACACUCCCAGUUUGCUCCCACUAUCCAAUCAACUCCAAAACCUUCUCAUUCCAUUGAAACUUUUUUGAGGCCGAUGUCCAGCAUACUAAGAUCACUUGUUAUACCAUCAAGUAGUCAGCGGGAAACAAAUUUCAAGCAAGAUUCAAAAGCCACUCAGACAGACUUGAAACGGUUGGUAAUUGUUAAGUUGGUCCACAUACUUGUGCUGAUGAAGGUAUGCCAUGGUGGCUAUGGAAAAGAUGAUACCAUAAAUUUCAGAGAACUGUAUGCACUGCUUCUGUCUUCUUAUGGUGCCACUGUCAGUGAAACUGACUCUACUAUCUUGAUGACAUUAAAUGACAUUGAAACUAUAAUUGGAUCAGAUGCAAAAAAUCAAGUCCAAAUGGAUUUCUUAUGGGGGAAUGCUGUAUUGGGAGUUUCAAAAGAACGGCUUCUAGAGCAGGAACCUUCCUCAAAUAUCAGCAAUGAUGCUGAAGCUGUUAAAGAACGUCAUCGAAAUCAAUUUAGAGAAAAUCUUCCUGUUGAUCCCAGAAUAUGUGUGUCCACGGUGCUAUGGUUUCCUUAUGAUAGAACUGAAUCGGAUGAAGAAUCACGUUUGAAGAAAUAUCGAGUAAAGGAUCUAGAUGAUCUCUUUAAGGGACAUUAUCAUGGUACUGAACCUGAACGAUAUGAUCCGAUUUAUGUCUUGCGGUUUUCGAUUCAUGCUCUGUCAAUGGGAUACAUCGAAGCUUUAGAAUUUGCUACUUUGGGUUUGCUUGCAGUUGCAUUUGUUAGUUUGUCUUCAGCUAAUGACAAAUUAAGAAAAUUAGGCUACGGAACUCUUGGGGCACUGAAAAACACGGUGGAGAAUGGUAAGAGAAGAAAGGGUACCACGAGACUUCGGCUCCUCUUAACAUACGUGCAGAACGGCAUUGAAGAGCCAUGGCAGAGAAUUCCUUCCAUCAUUGCUCUUUUCGCUGCAGAGGCAUCCUUUAUUUUAUUGGAACCAUCCCAUCAUCAUUAUGCAGCAAUAAGUAAAUUUUUGGUGCGAUCUACUAGGUUGAAUAGUAAGUCCAUUCCUCUGUUUAAGAAUUUUCUCUGGAGCAGCUCCGUAAACUUCAAAUCUGAAAGGCUAUGGAUGUUGCGCCUAGUCUAUGUGGGGAUUAAUGUUGAUGAUGAUGCCCGGUUAUAUAUCAAGAACUCAAUUCAUGAGGAUCUGCAGAGUUUUUAUGUUUCCUCUCUUUCAGAUAAUGAGUCUAAGGAGCUUAUCCUUCAGGUGGGGAACCCAAUUGGCUCUUGGAUGGCUGAACAGAAAAUGAUCUGUCAAGGACUUCCGGCUUCUCUUUGAGUAAGGUCUUGAUUUUCCGGUUUGUAGGAACCAAGGAUUGACUAGAUGUGAAUUGAGCACUAAUUUAGUCGGCAAGUUCUGAGUGUUCUUCAGUUGAUUCUGAAGCUUUAACUUGCUGAAAUUUACCGAUUUGACAAAUGGGCUUCUGGCAAAUUGUGGAUGCAACUUUUCUGGCAGAAGGUAUUCAAGCUUAACACUUAAUGGAUCACUUUCAACCUCUUCAUUCUUCAAAACUUGAUUUAAUCUAACAUCAUCUGGGUUUGAAAAAUCAUAAACAAAUAAAUCUCGGGAUAUCACCAAAAUUUAAGAAAAUGUUUUCCCCUUCUCUUCAUUGAUUUCUAUUGUUGCUGGAAUUAACCCACAGUUUUUUUUUACUUGAAUUUUGGCUUCUGGUGCAUUUAAAAAGUUCAAAGUUUCCAUGGAGAUGACUACUGACCCCAAAUUAGCUCCAAUAACUUCUGUUGAAGUUAGAGCAAAAGUAUGAAACAUCUCCCUUACUUCAUUCUAUACAAUUGGGUUCAAUAUAUAUAGGCAUACAUGGAAACUCUAACUAAAGACUAGUAAAUUACAAAAAUGUCAGACAAGUCCUAGUUCUCUCUUAAAAUGUGAGUUCUAUUAAGAGAUGGGUAAGUUUACGCUUGCUAGAGAGGAGUUCUAGGUUGGAACUGUAGGGAAUGAUAGGAAGAUCUAUAUUGAGGAAUGGAAUGGAAGGAAAUCCAGUAAGUUGGAGUUGGAUUUGGGAACCUCAUCUUGGGUAAGGGACUGUUUAAAGGUAGUGGCAGAUGCGAGUUACUCCUUGGGUUUUUAGCGAAGAAAAAAGAUGGAUUUCGCCAUAAUCUUUUCUCAAGUGUUGGAGAAUUUAAGAGACUUGCUAUUAUUUCCCAAAAAUCGUUUAAGGGGGGAAGGUAAGUGAGGAUUUUCAUUCUGGAAGGAAGUAGAGGAAGUGGUUGGUAUUCAUUAGCAAGGGAGGUCUUGACAGGUCUUCUGGAUUCAAGUCAAGCAACGAAAUGCAAGAGUCAAAUUUCUUGACUCGAAGAGGAAGAAAGUGUUCCCCAUUGUCGGUUGCUAAUAUAAAGAACAGCAUGUCGAAUGGUGGUCGGCCAUAUCAAAAAAAUUUCUAGAGAUUGGAGGAAGAGGUUAAGGCGGUGAAAGCUGAUAGAGACAAUGUUAUGGAUUUUGUGUUUGUGUGUCACUCGACGAUUAUAAUCAAGAAACUUAAGGCUUUGAUAGAUUGGGGAGUCUUGAAGCAACUAUUUGAGAAGCCUUCGUAUAUUAGUUGUGGAUUCAAUAUUUUUUGUGCGAAUUUGGCGGUGGGGAUUUGUGAUUCAGUUUCAGAGGCGAAGGACCUUAUCCGACUUGGGUCGUCAUUUUGAACUCAAGAUUUCUCCUUUCAACAUGGGGAUUUUCAUGUGAUUGGAGAGGAGAGGAGACAGGAAUUUGGUCGAAGAUGGGUCACAAUGUAACGAGGGAGUUUAUCGAAUCCCUAGCUUCUUGGUGUGGUGGUCUUUCUAAAAAAGAACCUUCUUUUAAGUCUAAUUGGUUAAAGGAAGUGAGCUUUAAGGCAAACGACAAUGAAGAUGGGUUAUUUUGGUCGAAUGUAUUGUGAAUCACCAGGGGUUCUCCUUUUCGGUGAGGUUCUAUGUUGGCUGGGGACAAGAAAAAGAAAGUCAGAACUUGUUGGAGGUACAAACCUAGCAGCCCCUUAGUCAUUUAGUCUAACGUUGGGUUAGAAGAGGAAGGAUAGGGGAAGUCACGUUGAAUUCCACUAAUAGUGAUGGGCCGGCGGUGGUUAAAGGCCACAAUGGGCAUAAGAAGGGUAAAGACAAGCCAUUGGGUACUGUUGAUUUGUGAGGUGGGAGUGACGUGAAGAUGGGCUGAGUUGGAGUGGACAAGAGUUAUUCAUCUGUUCAUUCUUUAGGGUCUCUCAAGAAAUCCCUGUUGAGCAAAGGAAAUAUUCAAAGUGGGCUGUCGAGGUUUAGACUUGAGGCCUAUGACGAGGUUCAGAGGAAUUCUAUGGGUUUGGAUUCAAUCCAUUAGCAUUUGGUGACUGAAAAUUUACCAGCUAAGGAAGGUGACGAGCAUCCGAGGGUUCUUUUGGAAAAGAAGUUUAGAUUUGGGCCAUUGGAUUUGGUUUUUGACAAUGGAGAUUUUGAUUCAUACUUGUCGAUUGUAAGUUAUUAUGAUGAUUAUGAGUUUUUGUUGACUCCAGUUAGAAAGAAUUCUUCGAAGGUGGAGAUGGAAGAUUUGUUUGAAAAUGGGGAUGGUUCAAGAGAGUUUUCAUCUUCGCUCGUGUUGAUCAAGAAGUUUACUGAGCGAGUUAUUCCUUUCAAGGGGGCUUCAGAGGGUGACCCUGUUAAGAGUAUUCCUAAAGAGGACUUGUCAAAGUUGGAUGUUUGCAUUGUGAAGACUUUGAAAUCGCCUUUAGUACGCACUAGGCACUUUUUUUUUUGUAGGUUAGGCAAGUGGGUUUUCUCCCAACUCCAAUCAAGUGGAGAGCUCGUGUGGUGGGACAGAUCAGGUAAGACCUCUUUCUUUGGUUCCUUGUCUUCCAGGUGGCUUGGGAGAGUAUGAGAGGGGAGGUGGUGUCUUUUCUUCUAAAUUGUGUUUUUGGUCAUUCGGGAGUUGAAUGUUUUCUCUCCUUCGGGUUGUGCCUUAUCCCUUGAGCCUGUCUAUUCUUUAGGAGACAGGUGGCCAGAAGAAGUGAGUUUUGCAGUUGGAGGAUUGCUAGUAUUUGGAAGCAUGGGAAGGUGGAGUGGAAAGUUCUUGAGGUUGAAGGUGGGUGGGAUUCUGAUGCUGUGGAACUCAAGAUCGUGUGUUGCCAUUAAAGUGAUUCCUAGUAGACAUUCCGUUACUAUUGCUUUUCUGGAUGGUGAAGAGUUUUGGGUCACAUGAAUUUAUGGUCCCCCAAGGAUUAGUGAUAGAAGUUUGUUUUGUGAGGAGCUAGGAGAUAUUUUUGGUUAUGGUGGGUCGAGAUGGUGGUGAUGGGUAAUUUUAAUGUUGUUCAGUUUCCGAAUGAGAGUUUUGGAGAGGUCUAUGAGAUGUUUUGAUAAUUUUAUCGAUGACUGAGUUAUUUGAGACCCUCCUCUUGUCGGGGGCAAAUUUACUUGGGCCAAUAGUAGGGUGGCUAUUGAUAGGGUCCUUAUGUCGGAAGCUUGGAUUGAGAGGUUUGGGAACCCUAGGUAGGUAAGAGGGUCUAAAAUCACUUCGGAUCAAUAGGCCCUUAUUUUGACUAAUGGUAGGUUGAAUUGGGGUGCAGUCCUUUUUCGUUUCGAGAAUAUGUGGUUUGAUCAUCCUUCCUUUGGAGCGAAUAUAUUUCUAGGAUGGUGGGUUAUACCAAUUACUGUGGAUGAAGCGAAUAUAUUUCUAGGAUGGUGGGUCAUACCAAUUACUGUUGAGCUAACCUUAUUUUGACAUUAACAUCCUUCAAGAACAACCCAUAUGUUAGAAUCUUUCUUUCUCUUGCUCAAGAUGGAUUGAGAGUGGGGUGGGGAGGAUUCUUUUAUUGGUAGGCUCGUCCUGCUGGGACGGUCACGUCCUUCGGACAUAGUAUUUUCUAGUUUCACAAGUAGUUUUCUCCUGUAUCUGCUUUUCGAUUUUCUUUUACCAUUGGGCUUUUACGAAAGAGUUUU
This is a messenger RNA of Cucumis sativus (cucumber), 10092 nucleotides long. RefSeq lists its product as uncharacterized. The record is from RefSeq and is a predicted model, not a curated record. Gene Ontology annotation, biological process: maturation of 5.8S rRNA from tricistronic rRNA transcript (SSU-rRNA, 5.8S rRNA, LSU-rRNA); maturation of LSU-rRNA from tricistronic rRNA transcript (SSU-rRNA, 5.8S rRNA, LSU-rRNA). Gene Ontology annotation, cellular component: nucleolus. The coding region runs from base 299 to 6463 and encodes 2054 amino acids. The transcript is spliced from 9 exons. Lineage: Eukaryota; Viridiplantae; Streptophyta; Magnoliopsida; Cucurbitales; Cucurbitaceae.